CCGUACAGCGGAUGGAGUGGACAAACUCCGACCACCAGCUCAUUCUGGUGUACCAGGGCGGCAGCCCACAGAACAAGACCUACUCGAAUAUCACCAUAGUGCGCAAGGGAGACAAGCGAAACUCUAUGGCCUUUGAGAAGAAAGUCGUCGGAUUCUGCUUGUGCAAAGAUUCUCCCUGGGCCCAAGACGCGGCUGCAGUACCGUGUCUGCUGCUGUGCUUCCCCAACGAACUGGUUGCGCUGGAGCUACAGUCGCCCAUUCAGGUGCUGCAGGCACCCUACUGCACGCAAUUGGCUCGGUCUGUUGUAACAACCUACCAGGUCUGCUGGGAUAUCGAUAAAACUUUGAUGAACACACUGCGACUCCUAGGCAAGAAACAGUGCAUUGACACCAUCAGCAAGUCAUGGCCCAUACGAGGCGGCCAGAGAGCCCCCAAACCCAGUCACGCAUCGCUGGACAUAGCCGUUGUGGGUCACAACAACGGCAUUGUGAAGAUCUACGACAUCAGCUCUGCGCUCUCCGUCACUUUGGUGUGUGUGGUGUCGGUGGUAGUGCUGUGUGGACACGCCAACCUGCCCCCACCUGCGGACUGUGGCAUCAAGAGUGUGGAACUACAGCCCAAGAAUAGACACAUGGUGCUGGUCUGCAACAGCGGUGAGGUGCUGCUGCUUUCGUUCGCUCUCUCGGCCGCUACAGUCAGCGUCAAGGUUGCGUCGGCUGUGCUGGAUGAGCCCUGUGAGACUACGAUAGAGAAGGUCAUAGCGCUGUCGAAACCUGCCGCGAAAUUGGAGGUGCCUGGGUCACCCAGUGCGUCCAAGAAAAGCGAAGGGUCGGUAUUAGAUGCGGACACGGAGGUUGAGGCCCCUGCACCUGCACCAGUAGAAGUGGACCUGGAGGCGCCGGUGGUGGACUUUAAGAACAGGUUCAAGAAAGUGAGCCAGGUAACCGCACCACCACCCGAAGUAGAAAUCUCCGGUACAGAUUCGGACGAGUCGAUGUCAGACAGCGAGAGAGCCGACACGGGUGACAGCACUCAGCCCGAGACGGACACGCCAACGGACGCAGCUCCCGAGGCUUCAGCCGCCACAGUCAAGGCCACACCUUCCGCUGCAACCGACACGCGGUCAUACGAAGUGGAGGCCUACAUGCCCCCAGGAUUCCAGCUGGCUCUGUACUUCAAGGGUAUCCUGAACUCGCCCGAGGACGCCACACCCCUUACAGACGGGAUCAUCGCCACCCACAGCUCAGCGUACGCCGCACUGGCUGUGGCCAAUGGCCUGGGGGCUGUGUGUGUGGUAGACACGGCCGAGGGAGAGGUGUUGAUGUGUGAGCAUCUCCUGCAGUCGGCUCAGUUAUUGGGAGAGGCACACCCGCAGUCAGAGAAGCCACCGGCCAAGAUCCAACGGUUGGCAUCAGACACCAUCACGUCGCUGUCGUUCAACGCCAUGUUCCCGUCACCGUCGAGUGAUGCGGAGGCUAAGGUGGACUUAACCACACCCACACCCACACUGUUUAUCACAACGGCCAUGUCGGGUGUUGCGCUGGCCAUGGUAGUGCCCCAUACGUUCUGUAUGCUCACCUCGUUUGACUAUAGCAAAACAGCACAGACUUGGAAGGAUACCAACGUCAUCGCCAAAGGGCUGAACAAUAUAGUAGCGGCUGCGAAGAGCCUGGAAACAAGUUCCAGAUCCCUGGACAAACCUGCGUGCGACAGCAAACCAGUAGUAGACACAGAGCCGAUCAACACGCCCACAAGCGGCGAUACAAUCAUCCUGCUGACCCCGGACGGACGCCCAAUCAAAUCACCGCAAUGCCAGUGGGACGAAGACGAGGACGCUGACGUGGAUAUCUCUGCGUCUGUGCAGCUCAUAGACAUCGCACCGAAUGCAGCAUCCGACACCGAUCCCUUCGUCUUUGGCGUCGCCGUAUCCGGGUCUUCAGUGUCGCUGCUCAGCUUACCCGCGAAUGUCAUCCUGAGCACUUUUGACACACCCAAUAGCAUGGCCAUAGCCUCCGCAACCGUCAUCAACUGGUCUGUUCCCUUCACCAGCCCGUCUGGCGAGACUGUGGGCAAUGUGCUGCACUGUGGGCUGGUGCUGCUAGACGAUGUGGGCAACCUAUCGCUUCUCAGCUUACCCGACCUCAAACCCAUCGUACCUGCCGCACAGACAACGCUAAAAGGGUUGACUGGGAUUCCUUCAGUCAGUCCGGACGGAAGGCUGGUGGCCAUUUCACACACUGGCAGCGUAGAACAUUGGUCCAUUAUCAGAGCGGAAAAUAGGCUAGGGCUGCCUGCUAGCUUAGGGUGCUUUUUCACACCUGGCAUUCUACUGCCCCCACGUGAAACUGCCGGUGGGGGUUUCCUGUCGUCCGUCUUCGGAGGAAAUGACGCGUCCGUGGACAGGGCUUCUUUGUUCACAAUGUCUGAUGGCAGUGACGCUAUGCAACGCAUUGCGGGUGCGAGGGAGCACAGAGACACAGCGAAGCAGAAGAUGAUGGACACCAAACAGCAAAGCGAAACCAUUGGCGACACCAUGCGAGAGAACAAGCAGAUGCUCCAAGAGCGAGGCGAGAAACUGGAAAGUAUCGGUGACAAGACAGAAGAUAUGAAGAACGACGCACAGAACUUCCUGGGAAACAUCAGGGAAUACAACCGAAAACAAGCGGCCAAGAAAUGGUACCAAAUUUAG
This is a messenger RNA of Sphaeroforma arctica JP610, 2690 nucleotides long. RefSeq lists its product as hypothetical. Gene Ontology annotation, molecular function: myosin II binding; syntaxin binding; GTPase activator activity. The record is from RefSeq and is a predicted model, not a curated record. The coding region runs from base 12 to 2690 and encodes 892 amino acids. NCBI's taxonomy places the organism in Eukaryota, Ichthyosporea, Ichthyophonida. Gene Ontology annotation, cellular component: plasma membrane; cytoplasm. Gene Ontology annotation, biological process: regulation of exocytosis; regulation of protein secretion. The transcript has 18 exons.